Molecule: messenger RNA, 420 nt
Organism: Dentiscutata heterogama
Lineage: Eukaryota; Fungi; Glomeromycota; Glomeromycetes; Diversisporales; Gigasporaceae
Source: the annotation of a GenBank genome assembly
AUGGAUUUAAGCAUAACAAUAAAUGAAAAUCAUCCACUUUUUUGGGAUCUCUUCAAUUCAUAUACACAAUAUCUUGGAUUUCGGUCUCCUAUUAAAUUGAAAUUUCAUGUAGGAGAUAUUGUAGAGUUAACAGAGAAUCCAGAAAAUAUCACCUAUGCUAAAAUUAAAUUAAUUUUUAAGCAUAAAGCAAACAAUGAACGAAAUUAUGCUUUUUUUCAAUUUGAAAAACUUCAGAGAACAAAGUUGUUUGAUUCAGUAUUGGAAUGUCCAUAUUAUGUUCGAAAGCUCAGAGAAACUUUUAUUUUUACAAUCAACUAUGUUAAUCAUAUUUCUCAGAGUCGUUUUAUGGGGGAUAAUCAAUUGAGAUAUAAAAAGACAUCAAUCAUCAUAAUAGCCUUCGUCUUUACUUUAUUUAGAUAG